AUGUCAUCGAGAAAACUGAGUUGGCACAACGUCGACGAGUGCACGUAUGUAUUCGGUUCGCACCCAAGCUACGACGCUGGAAAACCCGGCGAUCAAAAACCAGUAACGACGAGGACCAAACCGACGUCGAUAAUGACUAAGCCGAAGUCGAUUGCUACGACGAGGGCAAAAGAAACUAAGCCGACGUCGAUGGCAAACACGACGAAGGCUAAGGAGACUGGUACGACGUCGAUGGCGCCCAAGACCGCGACGUCGAAGGCGAAUCCAACAACAACGACAACAUUGGCGAGAGAGUCUGACCGUGAAGAACGGAUGCUUCGGAUGCUGCACGAUGCCAUCUUCUGA
Messenger RNA from Macrosiphum euphorbiae (potato aphid), 345 nucleotides. The record is from the annotation of a GenBank genome assembly. Lineage: Eukaryota; Metazoa; Arthropoda; Insecta; Hemiptera; Aphididae.